UCAAUGAUUGUCUACUUCGCGGAUAAGUAGAUUCUAAGCUGAUCGGCCAUUUUUAGUCGAAUCUCUGCUAGAACCAGUGGUCUUGUCGCCUCUAUUUUCCGACGUUUUAAUUUUUCCACCGUGUUUGAUUUGCCAUUUGCGAGCGACGUACGGUGAAACCAGGAAGUACCAAUGAAAACGAAGUAGCCUCCGGCGGUUUUGACUUUUAACUUGGUCAUCGUUGGGACUAGAACCACGAGCUGACAAUGGGUAACGCGGGAAGCAAUCACCCGGUUGGUCAUCAUCAUAGCAGCUCUUCAGGUAGAGAGCAUCGUCAUACCAAAGAGCAUCCUCCUCCGUCGCCAGGAAAGGAAGGCCAAGCGUUCGUUUUUGAUAAAAAGCCAAGUCAGAAAUUAGUUUUCCAAUCGUCCCAUGAGGACGAAGAACCUUAUUAUGCUAAAACCGGUGGACAUCAUAAUGGAGAUGAUUACAGCCAUCGUCCGCGUUCUAACACUGUAUCCGAAGGAACAAAAGUUGCAGACAGCAAAGUAUUGCCUACAGUCUUCAAAUGGGAGGGUGGUGGUAAACAGGUUUAUAUUAGUGGAACUUUCACUGGAUGGAAGACACUACCUAUGGUGAAGAGUCAUGGGGAUUUUGUAACAAUUAUCGAUUUACCAGAGGGGGAACAUCAAUAUAAGUUCUUUGUUGACGGCGAAUGGAGACACGAUCCAGACAUAAAAAUUGUUGAUAAUGGUAUGGGUUCUAAGAAUAAUCUUGUAUCUGUAAAGAAAUCAGAUUUUGAAGUAUUCCAAGCACUUGCAAAAGAUAGCGAGGGUGUUAUUAGUAGUGCUCAAACAGAAUACGGUCAAGAAGUUCCUCCCCAUAAACCAUGGGAAAAAGUGGCUGGUCCACCAAUAUUACCACCUCAUUUACUACAAGUUAUCCUGAAUAAGGAUACUCCGUUGUCUUGCGAGCCAACUCUUCUACCAGAACCAAAUCAUGUUAUGUUAAAUCAUUUGUAUGCCUUAAGUAUCAAAGAUAGCGUAAUGGUACUAUCCGCCACACAUCGCUAUCGCAAGAAAUACGUUACAACUCUAUUGUACAAACCAAUUUAAAUGUUUAAAUCAUUCCCAAAGCUAUUGGCAAAUUGUUAGUUACAUCGAACCAGUACAUACGUAUUUUGUAGGUAAGGUAAGAAUAUCAACAUUUUAAGAAAAUGAAAUAUUUGGUAACUUAUAGAUUAUGAGGAAUUUUAUCUGAAAUGUAUAAUACUGUAUCUAUUAUUUAUUAAAAUGAAAUAUUUUACAUUAGA
Molecule: messenger RNA, 1291 nt
Organism: Nomia melanderi (Alkali bee)
Lineage: Eukaryota; Metazoa; Arthropoda; Insecta; Hymenoptera; Halictidae
Gene: alc
Product: 5'-AMP-activated protein kinase subunit beta-1
Biological process (GO): signal transduction
Cellular component (GO): nucleotide-activated protein kinase complex; nucleus; cytoplasm
Molecular function (GO): protein kinase binding
Source: RefSeq, a predicted model, not a curated record